Chanos chanos (milkfish) is the source of this 969-nucleotide messenger RNA. RefSeq names its product sphingolipid delta(4)-desaturase/C4-monooxygenase DES2-like. Bases 1 to 969 code for a protein of 322 amino acids. NCBI's taxonomy places the organism in Eukaryota, Metazoa, Chordata, Actinopteri, Gonorynchiformes, Chanidae. The record is from RefSeq and is a predicted model, not a curated record. Gene Ontology annotation, cellular component: membrane. Gene Ontology annotation, molecular function: sphingolipid delta-4 desaturase activity. Gene Ontology annotation, biological process: ceramide biosynthetic process. The transcript has 3 exons.
AUGGGAAACACGGUGACCAGGGAUGACUUUGAAUGGGUUUAUACAGAGCAGCCUCAUUGCAGCCGCAGGAAAAUGAUUUUGGCCAAACAUCCUGAAAUCAAGUCUUUGAUGGGUCCGGAUCCUCAGCUGAAGUGGGUGGUGACGGCAAUGGUUCUGACCCAGUUGCUGUGCUGCUUUCUGGUCAAGGACCUCAGCUGGAAGUGGCUGUUCUUUUGGGCCUACGCCUUCGGCGGCUGCAUCAACCACUCCCUGACCUUGGCCAUUCACGACAUAUCCCACAAUGUACCCUUUGGCAAUAAGGAUGCUCUACGUAACCGCCUCUUUGGCAUCUUUGCCAAUCUACCCAUUGGCGUCCCCUAUUCCAUCAGCUUUAAGAAGUACCACGUGGACCAUCACCGUUACCUCGGCGGCCACGGCUUGGAUGUUGACGUGCCCACCACGCUGGAGGCGCGUCUCUUCAGCUCGCCCGCCCGAAAGAUCUUGUGGAUCAUUCUUCAGCCUUUCUUCUACGCGUUACGUCCCUUGGUCGUGAAUCCCAAGCCCCUGUCACGACUGGAGGUGCUUAACGCUGCCGUGCAACUGGCCUUUGACGCGGUAAUUGUUUGGUUGUGGGGGCCCAAGCCGUUGGUGUACCUGGUGGCUGGCUCUAUCCUUUGCAUGGGCCUCCACCCCAUCUCUGGACACUUCAUAGCAGAGCACUACAUGUAUCUCACAGGUAUAGAGACUUACUCCUAUUAUGGCCCUCUCAACUACAUCACUUUCAAUGUGGGCUACCACAUGGAGCACCACGACUUUCCCAGUAUACCAGGCAGCCGUCUACCUCAGGUGAAAAAAAUGGCACCGGAGUUCUAUGACAACUUACCCCAGCAUGAUUCCUGGACCAGGGUUCUAUGGGACUUUGUCUUCUGUGAUUCACUGGGACCAUAUUCCAGGGUCAAAAGAAACUUCCCUUUGGCAAAGGAGGAGUAA